Doryrhamphus excisus (bluestripe pipefish) is the source of this 1760-nucleotide messenger RNA. It is a transcript of the gene selenof, whose product is annotated as selenoprotein F. Gene Ontology annotation, cellular component: endoplasmic reticulum lumen. Gene Ontology annotation, molecular function: oxidoreductase activity. Lineage: Eukaryota; Metazoa; Chordata; Actinopteri; Syngnathiformes; Syngnathidae. The record is from RefSeq and is a predicted model, not a curated record.
GUUUUAAUCAUUUAUUUCCCAUCAGGCACUCGUAGGGCCCCCUCUAAAUUUAACUUAGGGGUCCAUCGCCGUAGUUUUUGCUAGCUCCAAGAGCUAAAAUGUCGGGGGAAGUGUAUCUCCUGUGGCUGCUCUCGCUUUUUAAAACGCUGUCGGCGUAUGGCUCUGAGCUUUCGUCUGAGGCUUGCAGGGACCUGGGCUUUUCCAGCAACCUGCUGUGCAGUUCCUGUGACCUGCUCGGGGAGUUCAGCCUCACUAAGCUCCAGCCUGACUGCAGGCACUGCUGCCAGCAGGAAGCCCAAUUGGAAGCACGCAAGCUCUACGCUGGAGCCAUUCUUGAGGUGUGUGGAUGAAAACUGGGGAGGUUCCCUCAAGUCCAAGCUUUUGUCAGGGGCGACAAGCCGAAGAUGUUCAAGGGUCUUCAGAUCAAGUAUGUGCGCGGCUCCGACCCUGUACUCAAGCUUUUGGACGAUAACGGGAACAUCGCAGAGGAACUCAGCAUCCUCAAGUGGAACACAGAUAGCGUGGAGGAGUUCUUGAGUGAAAAAUUAGACCGGAUAUAAACACGGAAACCCAUUUGUUUUCUGUUGUUAAAGGGACAGUUUAACAUUUUUUUUGUAGGUAACAACAAAAGUUCACAGGAUCCCAUUUGAAACUCUAGACAGGAUGAUAAAAAACAUUUGUGGUGAAAUGUGCCUUGUAGGUAUUUUGCCAUUUUUGUUAAAUAGCUGCUAAAAUCUCAGUUUUUAUACCUGACAAAACGUGGCAUUUCUCAACAUACAUUCAAAACAGCAAAUCACGGCCAAGUUUGCUUUCUUAUUUCUGAUUUUCUUGUACACUUUAUAAAAAAAUAUAUAAUACUUGAAAUAGUGUUCGGAAUCGUAGAAAAAGUCGCUGUCCAAACGCAGACGUAUUAGCUGUAGAACACUUUAGUGAAGACCUCACCUUAAACCACUGUUGGGAAGUGAGCUCUGAUGUGUUGUGUUCUUCUGCUUCAUCUGCUUUGGACAGAAACGAGAUUUCUUAUGGAUUGUUGUCUUUGAACAGGAUUUCACUUUGUUUUGUUAUUCAACAAUAAACAAAUGAUUUUCUUGCCGUUAUGCCUUCUUAUUUGCUUGUGUGAUUUUAGAAGUCAACAGUGACACCUGCUGGUGUAAAUCUGCGUUACAGCUCAGUGACGUCAAACCGCGUGAGGCUAUUGAAUGUAAAGGUUUCAAACUAUGGUGUGAAUUUACGCAAAGCAGGGUGCAAUAUUAAUAAAGGGAAUAUUAUCACGGAUCAUAGAAAAUUGGAUUUGUCUGUACCAUUACCGUUACCUCGACAUGAAAUAACACAUUUAAAUACAUAAGCCAGACUUGCUUGUGUGUUCCAAUUCAUCGAUAGAGUUCUAGUUUACGUGAAGUAGGAUUUAGUAUGAAUGUGCUUUUUCCCAACAGCUGUCUCCUUGCUGAACUCUGCCCCCCAUUGCCCACCCAUUCCACUACGUACAUCCCCCCGCUGACCUAUGCCCUCCCCCAUCACUUCAUUGCACUAUUGUACUAUUGCACUAUUGUACAUACACUAUCUGUUGAUUCAUUGAUCAUACUGUUUAUAAUUUAUAUAAUCUGCAAUAACCAUACUCUACUCUAGUCACUUCACUGCAAUACUGUACAUAUUACUGCUAUUAUAUAUUGUCAUAUCCAUACUGUUUAUAAUCUGUAUAAUCUACAAUAGCCAUAUUAUAGUCAUUUAUAUCCCUGUACAUAUCCUCACUGUAUUAUAGU